Juglans regia (Persian walnut) is the source of this 1040-nucleotide messenger RNA. RefSeq lists its product as uncharacterized. The record is from RefSeq and is a predicted model, not a curated record. The transcript is spliced from 2 exons. The coding region runs from base 176 to 772 and encodes 198 amino acids. NCBI's taxonomy places the organism in Eukaryota, Viridiplantae, Streptophyta, Magnoliopsida, Fagales, Juglandaceae.
AAAAGAAAAUCAACAGUGAGUUAGCGCGUCUUUAUCGACGACAGACAGCUCUCCCUAGCUUCUUCUCGAAAGAAAUAGCAAGAAAAUCGCCUCAUAGAAAGCAACUUCCUACUGCUUGCCUUUGCGACUUGUUUGAAACCCCCCAUCCCCUCCAACCACCCCGUUUUCUACUUCAAUGGUAAUGGCGUCCUCUCCUCUUCGCCUCCUCUUCUUCCCUUUACUUCUUUCGUCCAUUCUCCUGCUGAAUCACCCAGUCAAAUGUGAUGAUGAGGAUGAUACUCUUCUUCAAGGCAUCAACAGCUAUCGAGCAUCCCUGAACUUGACAGCUCUACCACAUAAUGACAAUGCAGAGUGCCUUGCUGAUGAGAUAGCUGACAAAUUCAAGAAUCAACCCUGUACAAACACCACUGGCUCCAACACAAUACCAGGCACCGAACCUCAAUUCUCUGACUACCCUAACCUUUUAGCCAAAUGCCAUUUGAAUUUCUCCAACACGCAGGAUGGGGCCAUAAUGCCUGCUUGCGUACCCAACCUGGAGCCAAACCUUGUCCUCUCCAACUUCACAAAGUCUCAAUAUUCAGGAAAUCUCAAUGACACUAAGUACACAGGAGCAGGGAUUGGGUCUGAAAAAAAUUGGAUUGUUGUUGUUCUGACCACAAACACAUCCACUGGAAGCUUUGUUCCUUCAACUAAUGCUGCCAGUUUGGUUUCCAGGGUUGAUUUGAUCCACCACUUGCUGUUUUUGCUGAUGGUUUCUAUUUUGCUGCUGUAAAUAAGACGAUGGCCAUUGACCUUUCAUUUCUUGGCAGUUAUUGGAGAAUUAUUGAUCAAUUGGCCACGUUAUAAACUUACAAUACACGAAUCUUCUUAAUUUCCAACAGAGAGAGGGAAAGAGUGAAAGAAUUACGGAAUACAGCCUAUUUUACAGUGAAAAUACGUACUCAUUCCUACAUCUGUUGAUCUGCCAUGUGGUGCUAGAUGGUAGAAUGUUGGACGGGACAGCUAAUUAAUUAUGGUCAUUGCGUGAUGUUUUCUUUUUA